AUGGCAUUUGACAAAAACCAGAAGAUCAUUAUAUUACCCAAUUACUUUGUUCGUCCAGACCUGGGUCCUAAGAUGUAUAAUGCUUAUGGGUUAAUCACGCCAGAAGACAGGAAGUAUGGAACAACAAAUCUUCAUCUAGAUAUAUCUGAUGCCGCUAACAUCAUGAUCUACGUGGGCAUCCUGACGGGACAGCUCGAUCAGGAAAACGAAGUACUUAAAACUAUCCAAGAUGGAGACUGUGAUGAACUAACUGUCAAGAGGUUUAUUGAAGGAAAAGAGAAACCAGGAGCUCUUUGGCACAUUUUUGCUGCUAAAGACACAGAGAAGAUCCGAUCCUUCCUUAAGAAGGUCUCAGAAGAACAAGGACAAGAAAACCCUGCGGAUCAUGACCCUAUUUUUCCCCAGGUAUUCAAGAAUUGA
This is a messenger RNA of Antechinus flavipes (yellow-footed antechinus), 420 nucleotides long. RefSeq names its product lysine-specific demethylase 3A-like. Gene Ontology annotation, cellular component: histone deacetylase complex; chromatin. Bases 1 to 420 code for a protein of 139 amino acids. The transcript has 3 exons. Lineage: Eukaryota; Metazoa; Chordata; Mammalia; Dasyuromorphia; Dasyuridae. The record is from RefSeq and is a predicted model, not a curated record. Gene Ontology annotation, molecular function: histone H3K9 demethylase activity; transcription coregulator activity; chromatin DNA binding. Gene Ontology annotation, biological process: regulation of transcription by RNA polymerase II.